Cynoglossus semilaevis (tongue sole) is the source of this 6363-nucleotide messenger RNA. RefSeq names its product contactin-associated protein-like 2. NCBI's taxonomy places the organism in Eukaryota, Metazoa, Chordata, Actinopteri, Pleuronectiformes, Cynoglossidae. The record is from RefSeq and is a predicted model, not a curated record. Bases 447 to 4400 code for a protein of 1317 amino acids. The transcript has 25 exons.
UGACUCCCUCCUCACAGCAGGGAGACCUGCAUUGUUGUCAGUGUGGACCGUACCACCAGCGACAGAGAGCGGGGGUGUGUUGAUUGCUUCAGCCGUUGGACAGCUCCCCUCUUUCAUUCUGUCUGAUGAUGAACCUAGAGCUGCGGGCCAGGCCUUUAACAAAAGCUCGUCCAUUCCUGGCUGGUUCUGGAGGUCUGUGGGUCAAAGUUCGUCGCGGUGCCGCUUUUGUGGGUCCCCACGGUAGAGGAGCAGAGAGGAUAGCAUUCUGAGCCAUUGUUCUAUUGGCUUCUUCUGUAGGAGCAGCAUCUGGACUUGGCAUCUUCAACAAAAACACAGAGCCGAAGCGGAAACGACGCCGCUCUCAAAGGAAUCUGGAGCCGUUUUACUGUCCCUGUCUGGCCUGACAGUGAACAUCAGGUCCACACUGUGGAGGACUGUCCGCCAGCAUGUCACCUAAGAACACACACUCGACACCGCUGCUGCCGCUGCUGAUGCUACUGAGUAGCAUGUUUAGCAUCACCAAUGCUACAUCCACGGGAAACCGCAAAUGUGAGGACAGCUUGGCCACUCCUCUACCGUACAGCUCCUUCACCAGCUCCUCAGUGUUCGGUCGGGCAUAUGGAGCUGGUAAUGCAAAACUGAUGAGAAAACAAGGGGCCGGGGGCUGGUCACCUUUGGACACAGACCACUACCAGUGGUUGCAGGUGGACCUGGGUUCCAGGAAGCAGGUGGUUGCCAUAGCAACACAAGGUCGCUACGGUGGCCCCGACUGGGUCAGUAAAUACAGGCUGCUUUACAGUGACAGUCAGACGAACUGGAGGCCGUACCUACAGGAUGGAAAUAUCUGGACGUUUGAGGGGAACACGAACAGUGAGAGUGUAGUUCACCAUGAACUGCAGCAUCACAUCCUGGCUCGUUACAUCCGCCUCAUCCCAUUGGACUGGAGCAGGAAGGGAGGGAUUGGAGUUCGACUGGAGCUCUAUGGCUGCUCUUAUUGGGCGGACGUGAUCAGUUUUGACGGCCAAGGUGUCCUCUCCUACCGCUUCAGGAGCAAGAAGGUAAAGAUCUUGAAGGACUUCAUCGCUCUGAAGUUCAGGACCACGGCUAGAGACGCUGUCCUGUUACACGGGGAAGGACAGCAGGGAGACUACAUCCUGCUGGAGCUCCGCAGAGCCAGACUGGUGCUCAGCAUCAACUUAGGCAGUAACCAGUAUGGGUCCAUUCAGGGCCACACCUCUGUGACCAGUGGGAGUUUACUGGAUGAUGACCACUGGCACUCAGUGGUCAUCGAGCGUUUACGUCGGAAUGUAAAUUUUACACUGGAUCACCACACUCAGCGCUUCAGAACCAACGGAGAGUUCGACCACCUGGACCUGGACUAUGAGAUCAACUUUGGUGGAGUUGCUGUCUCAGCAAAGUACAGCUCAGGAGGCAGAGAGAACUUCAUUGGCUGCAUGGAGGGAAUCACCUACAACAGAGAAAACAUCACCAACCUGGUCCGCAGGAAGAAGGUCGACACCUCCAGCUUUCGUAACCUGACCUUCUCCUGCGCCGACUCCAACUCCUUCCCCAUCUUCUUCAACUCCUCGUCCUUCUUGCAGCUGCCGGGUCAGAGUGACAGUGACACUCUGUCUGUCAGUUUGUCAUUCAGAACCUGGAACCCAAAUGGGCUGCUGAUGUUCACGGCCCUGGCUGACGGCUGGGUGGAGGUGUCACUGAUGGAGGGCAAGGUCACCGUGUACAUGAAUGUGACACAGAGGAAGAACGCACGGAUUGGCAUCUCAUCAGGUUCAGGUCUAAAUGACGGCCAGUGGCACAGCGUCCACCUGAACGCCCUGGAAAACUAUGCUAUGCUGACAGUUGACGGAGAUGAAGCCUCUACGGUCAGAACAGCCAUUCCCAUGCAAAUCCAGACCGGAGGAGUCUACUACUUUGGAGGCUACUUCCUGCACAUGAACACUAGGCCACCUCCACGCUCCUUCCAGGGCUGUAUGCAGAUGAUCCACAUAGACGACCACCUGGCUGACCUCAGGGCUGUGGAGCAGGGCCAAAUGGGAACCUUUGAAAAUGUCAGCCUGGAUAUGUGUGCCAUUAUUGACAGAUGUGUUCCCAACCACUGUGAGCACGGGGGCCGCUGCACGCAGACGUGGGACACAUUCAGCUGCAACUGUAAUGGCACAGGAUAUACUGGAGCCACCUGCCACACAUCGUUGUAUGAACAGUCCUGCGAGGCGUACAAGCACCAGGNNNCCGGGACCUACUUGAUAGAUCCAGAUGGCAGUGGCUCUAUAGCCCCCUUCAGGGUCACCUGUGACAUGACAGAGGAGGCGGUCUGGACGACAGUGAUGAACAAUGUCUCUCCUCAGACUGCAGUCACUGGUGCAGACAAGGAAGGGAAGGCGGUGUUGAAGAUCUCUUACAACGUGACAGAUCAACAGGUCGCUAUGGUCACUGGAGAUGCAGAGUACUGUGAACAGUACGUAGCCUACGCCUGCCGGAUGUCCCGUCUGCUCAACACUCCAGACAAAGUCCCAUUCACCUGGUGGAUAGGAAGAGCCAAUGAGAGACAUUCUUACUGGGGCGGCUCUGGACCCGGGAUACAAAAGUGUUCCUGUGGCAUCAAACACAACUGCACGGACCCCAAACACUACUGCAACUGUGACGCUGACCUGCGCUCCUGGAGGGAAGACGCCGGCCUAUUGGCCUACAAAGACCAUCUGCCAGUCAGUCAGGUCGUGGUUGGUGACACAAGCAGAGCUGGAUCUGAGGCCAAACUGACUGUGGGGCCGCUCAGAUGUCAUGGGGACAGGAACUACUGGAACGCAGCGUCCUUCGCCAGCCCCUCCUCCUUCCUCUACUUCCCCUCCUUCAGAGAUGAAACCAGCACUGACAUCUCCUUCUACUUCAAGACUUCCUCCACUCACGGGGUCUUUCUGGAGAACAUGGGAACCACCAGCCUCCUUCACAUAGAAAUCAGAGAGGGAACCACGAUCCUCUUCUCUUUCGGUGUUGGAAAUGAAAGGGUGGAGUUAAGUGUGCGUUCACCAGUGCCUCUGAACAACGACCAGUGGCAUCGUGUGGAGGUUGAGAAAAACGUGAAGGAGGUGGUGUUACAGCUGAAUGAACAGUACAGAGAGGUCAGAGCUGCACCUCUGCAGGGACACACCAAACAUGAGUUCUACAGCGAGCUGUAUGUUGGUGCCUCCAGGGGUCAGAAGGGAUUCCUAGGGUGCAUGCGCGCACUGAGGAUAAACGGCGUGACUCUCGACCUGGAGGAGAAGGCAAGGGGAACUCUGGGGGUGAGUCCAGGCUGCCAGGGCUACUGCAGCAGCUACGCGAUGCACUGUAGCAACGGAGGGAAGUGUAUGGAGCAGUACAAUGGAUACUCAUGUGACUGCUCCCUCACUGCGUACGACGGACCUUACUGCACUGAUGAUGUGGGCGGAUACUUUGAGACGGGGACUUUGGUGCGAUACGACUUUGUGUUGCAGAGUGAAGCCCCUUCGACGCAGGAUGGAAAGACCCUGUCACAGGUCUGGGUUCCCAUUGAGACCAACAUGACCCAGGAGGAGCUGGUGUUUAGCUUUAGCACCUCCAGCACUCCCAGCAUCCUGAUCUACAUCAGCUCCAGGACUCAGGACUACCUGGCAGUGGUCCUCAGGCACAAUGGCACUCUUCAGAUCCGCUACAGCCUGGGGGGACUGACAGAACCUCACACCAUUGAUGUGGACCAUCCAAAUAUGGCCAACGGACAGCCACACAGCGUCAACAUAACAAGGAACCAAAGACAAAUACGACUGCAGCUGGAUCACUAUCCAGUUUAUACAUACAGUCUACCUGAGACUUCAGACGUCCACUUCAACUUGGUCAAAAGCAUCUUUCUUGGGAAGGUCUUUGAGACUGGACAGAUCGACCCCGUCCUCAUAGAGCGCUACAACACUCCAGGCUUCGUCGGCUGUCUGUCCAGAGUCCAGUUCAACAAAGUGGCACCUCUGAAAGCUGCACUGCGCUCAGGUCAGGCGGCACCCGUCGGCACACAUGGGAUUCUGGUCCCGUCCAAUUGCGGAGCCACACCCCUGACUAUCUCCCCCAUGGCCUCAAUCAGUGACCCCUGGCAAAUAGAAGCAGGAGGUCUUGCCCCCCUCAGUGAGGAACAAGCCACCAUUAGUGGAGUGGAUCGCAACUUUGCUGUGAUUGGAGGUAUUAUCUCCGUGGUGCUCCUAAUCCUGCUGUGCAUCAUGGUGUUCGUCAUCCGCCAUGUGUUCCGUCACAAAGGCUCCUACCACACCAACGAAGCCAAGGGGGCGGAGUCAGCGGACUGUGCUGAUGCAGCCAUCAUCGUCAACGACCCGGCGUUCACCGAAACCAUAGAGGAAAGCAAGAAAGAGUGGUUCAUUUGAGGCCUUUCUCACCUCCGCAGACACAUGACGUCAGGAUGUAUGUAGUUUUUUAAGCAUAGGGACAAAUAGUUGGGUAGAGUUGCCUCCCUUGGGACGCUUGUUUGAAGAACUUUCUGGACUUUGAAUGCUAUGGCACAACAGGGGCUGUAACAGGUAGAGAACUGCCCUGCACGGCCCACAGGCAGAGUGGUUUGACUAGUAUUUACACUGGGAGAAGACGGUGCCGUGAAGGUACAGGUCAGUAAAGAGUGAAUGUGUUCAUCGCUGUCGUUUGUUGUUGUGUUUUUAUGUAUAUGUUAUUUAUUUGGAAUGUAUUUAUUAUUUUAUUUAAAAAUUGAAAUGCACACAUUUCUGGAUUUAUAUGUUAAUAUCUGUUGACAUUUGUGCGCUGUGCUGAAAUUCAAGACUAAUUUCUCCAUUAUUUUGGCUGUCCACCUGUCUCUCCUACAGACAUGGUAUAAAAAUGAAUGCGGUCUGAAGUCUUUACUAAGACCUUAACGUUCACAACGUGAUCAGUGUUAUAGUCAAUAAACAACAAAACCGUAUAUAGAUUAUUAUUCAUAUCAUUCUCUGCACAUUUUUUUUUAUCAAAGAAUAUUUUACAUUUGCAAUUCAGACCACUAACCUUACAAAUGGGUCUAAUGUUCAUAGUGCAAAGAUUAGAUUAUUUUUAUGGAAUAAAUAAAACAUUUUCUUUUUUUAAUUCAACAAAUUAAAUACAAGGAUAUUUGGAAUUAUUUCCUCAUCUAUUAAAAUUCACCGAAUAUCCACGACCUGUUACCAGAACAGAAACAUUUUAAGGUGCUGAGCGUUUUACUGCAAUAUCUGCAUAUUAUGAACCUGCUAGAAAUAAAAAUAACAUGUCAAGUUGCUGUAUGUGAGUGGAGGCCCAAACAUGAGCCCACUCACAAUGGCAUGGUUUCAUGGUUUACAUUUGAUUUUCUGUAUGUACCAGGGUAAGUCAUAAAGUUCCAAGACAGAUGUAAUUCAUAAAGGUGCCUGAUUUUGUCAAUGUAAACAUGUGGUGACAUGUUUUUAUUAUCAUCUUUGUCAAAUGUUGAGCUUUGUUUUUUUAUAUCACAUCCUGUCUAGCCAUUCCAACAUCUCAGUAUGAAUUGCUGGUAUUUUACAGUUCUCUGUUGAAAGGACUCUUGUUUUUUUAGUUUUGAAGGUGUCAUGGAAGGACACUGGCUGAUAGGAAACGUUUGUCAACAUUCAGAAACCGAUGUCUGAGGAAUACAUUUACCUCCUUUAUUGAUUUUUGUUUUGUAUUUUCUGAUCAGAAAGAAGUUUGCUCCAUCAUAUAAAUGUAAGACCAAACAUCCUGACAAUAGAUUGUACUGCAUUGUACUGUGCUCCUCUGACUGCACUGCUUUGUACUGGCAUGCUGUUUCACUCUUGUAUGCAGACAUUUCUUUGUGAUGAAACCACUCAAGUAUUACAUCACAUUUUUUCAUGUUCUCUGUAUAAAAGCUUAUCCUAAGUGUUGUUUCAUUUGAUUUGAUUUUUUAUUCUCACUGCUUUCACAAUUGCCUUGGAUUUAAAAAAAAAAUUAAAAUAUGAGACUGCACAUAUUUAGUUCUUUGUUUACAUUCUACGUCAUCGUGUGCCGGGCGUCGAUUGGCUGUAAAGAGGCACUUGAGAUGAUCCAGAACAUAUGAGCAGGAUCCGUUAUUGUACAUUACGGGUGUGUUUGAUUCAUUGACCGUAGCUGGAGGUAAGAUUAUUGCAUACAUAACAAAGUUAUAUUCAAAUUAGUGUAAGCUUUUAAGGUCGCAACAAAUAUGACGGUGAAAUUGCGCACCGGCAACCACAUUCAGAUGCUGGUGCGACGUACCUUCAAAAUAAAAGCAUGAAACACGGUGAAGCAAAAUUACAUUUAAAAGACUAACUAGCCCGUCCGGAAAUUGUGGGUGUUCGCGUGUAGAAAUAUGUUGAGAUUUAUAAAUAUGACCUGUGUCUG